Molecule: messenger RNA, 1952 nt
Organism: Neolamprologus brichardi
Lineage: Eukaryota; Metazoa; Chordata; Actinopteri; Cichliformes; Cichlidae
Source: RefSeq, a predicted model, not a curated record
GCUAUGAUCCGCACCAACCGAUCCACUGUAGGUGGCUUCUUCCUUGCAGGGAGGAGUAUGGUUUGGUGGCCGAUCGGAGCAUCGCUGUUUGCCAGCAAUAUUGGCAGUGGCCACUUUGUAGGAAUCGCUGGUACUGGCGCAGCUGCAGGAAUAGCCAUUGGUGGAUUUGAAUGGAAUGCUCUUGUUGUGGUUGUCAUUCUGGGAUGGCUCUUUGUGCCCAUCUACAUUAAAGCUGGGAUCGUCACCAUGCCUGAGUACUUGAAGAAGAGGUUUGGAGGACAGCGCAUUCGCAUUUAUCUCUCUGUUCUCUCCCUCUUCUUGUAUGUCUUCACCAAAAUCUCAGCAGACAUGUUCUCGGGUGCAAUUUUCAUCCAGCAGGCGCUUGGGUUGAACAUCUACGUCGCUGUUAUUGCACUUCUAGCGAUUACGGCACUGUACACUGUCACAGCUUUCCAUGAGGUGGGAGGCUAUGUAAACUUUGAGAAACUCUACAUGCAAGCUAUCCCCUCAGUCACGGGUAACAUCAGUGCAAACUGCUAUGAGCCCCGGCCAGACUCCUUCCAUAUCUUCAGAAAUGCAGUUACAGGAGACCUCCCAUGGCCUGGUCUCGUGUUUGGACUCACCAUUCAGGCUACCUGGUACUGGUGUACUGAUCAGGUGAUUGUGCAGCGCUGCCUCUCUGCCAAGAGUCUCUCUCACGUUAAAGCAGGUUGUAUCCUAUGUGGUUACCUGAAGCUGCUGCCCAUGUUCCUCAUGGUUUUCCCCGGGAUGAUUAGCAGGAUCCUGUACACAGGUGAGUUGCUGACCUCACGCACUGUGGAUUUUCUUGCCUUUAAUCUAGAUGUGAUAGCAUGUGUGGAUCCAGCUGAAUGUGAAAAAUACUGUGGGACCGCGGUGGGCUGCAGCAACAUCGCUUAUCCGAAACUGGUCGUCGAACUCAUGCCUGAUGGCUUGCGAGGUCUUAUGCUGUCUGUGAUGCUGGCCUCUUUGAUGAGCUCCCUUACCUCUAUCUUCAACAGUGCCAGUACUCUCUUCACCAUGGACAUCUACACUAAGAUCCGUCGCUCUGCUAGUGAGAAGGAACUUAUGAUUGCUGGCAGGUAAAACACAUUUUCGUCGCUGUGUCUGAUAUAAUCAUCGUAAAUUGUUGAAUACUGAUUGGAUUUGUUUAAAAUGUCUAGAGUUUUUAUCUUGGUCCUGAUUGGUGUGAGCAUAGCAUGGAUUCCUGUGGUGCAAGCAGCCCAAAGUGGUCAGCUCUUCGACUACAUCCAGUCCAUCACCAGCUUCCUAACUCCACCUGUCGCAGCUGUCUUCUUGCUUGCCAUCUUCUGCAAACGUGUCAAUGAGACUGGGGCCUUUUUUGGACUGGUAAUUGGACUGGUUAUUGGCUUGACGAGGAUGAUUGCUGAGUUUGUUUAUGGGACAGGUAGCUGUGCUUCCCCCAGUAACUGUCCCACUAUCAUAUGUGGCGUUCACUACCUUUACUUUGGGAUCCUCCUGUUUGUCAUCUCCUGCGUCAUCAUUCUGGCAGUGUCUCUCAUGACCAAACCCAUCGAUGACAAACAUCUGUACCGACUGUGCUGGAGCCUGAGAAACCGCACGGAGGAGAGGGUUGACCUUGAGAUGGAUGAUUGGGCUGAUAACCAAGAUUCCAGCAGUGAGGACUCAGACGAGGAUGAUGAGCCUGGCUUCUGUAAGAAGGCGGUGAUGAGCUUCUGUGGCCUGGAAACCAAGAAAGCCCCCAAGCUGACUAAAGAAGAGGAGGAAGAGCUGAAGAAGAAGCUGACAGACACCUCAGAGGUGCCUCUGUGGAGGAACGUGGUCAAUGCCAACGCCAUCAUCCUUCUGUGUGUGUGCGUGUUCUGUCAUGGCUAUUUUGGCUAAGAGUCAGCUGAUUUCAAGUGCUCUCUGACUCUCUAAUUUAUACAAAUAUAACACACCACUCACUAGCC